AAUAAUAUCUACAAGAGAACGCGCGAAUUCGCGCCACCCUUUAUUACUCCUUCUACUGAGAACAUAAACCCUUAAAUAGUGGUCGGAUACAUUCAACAAAACGUCCGGCGCAUCCAAGCCCAGCGCAUUGCAAGCAGACGCGUUAUCAAGGUGAAACUUUCGAGAGCAAAAUGGGCAAGAACCAGUUGAGGCGGGCUAGGAAAAAGGCCCUUAAAUUACAGGCGACUGAGACGUCUUCGAACACGCCCCGUGCGCAGACCCAGGUUGAUGAAAACCUAUCGCCAAGUAUCCCCAAAGCUGCUAGUACAGAGCUACAAACCACGGUGCCCCCGGAUUUUACCGAUCCACUAUGGCAGAUGUACAAGGAUGUUGUUGAUAAAUUUGACGAACCGGAAGAUGAAAAGUCAGCUUUGAAAGAGCGUCCAAAACCAGAAAUCUAUUUCGACGAUGAUAACGAAAUACCAGAUGAGGAAGAGAAAGAAUCUUCUUUAUCGAAAAGGAAGAGAAAAGAAUUGAAUAAGCUUUCUGUCGCCGAACUCAAAGCGAUGGUUCGAAGGCCUGAAAUAGUUGAAUGGACAGAUACAUCAGCCCCUGACCCUCGAUUGCUUGUCCAUUUAAAAGCACAACGCAACGUUGUCCCUGUGCCUUCACAUUGGUCGCUGAAACGGGAAUACCUGUCCUCCAAGAGAGGUAUAGAAAAGCCGCCAUUUGCUCUUCCCAAGUUCAUCCAGGAGACCGGGAUUUCGGAGAUGCGCGAUGCUGCCUUGGAGAAGCAGGAGCAGGCAACGUUGAAACAGAAACAAAGGGAGCGAGUUCAGCCAAAAAUGGGGAGAUUGGACAUCGAUUAUCAAAAGUUAUACGAGGCAUUCUUCCGGUUCCAGACUAAGCCGGAGCUUACGCGGUAUGGCGAGGUCUAUUAUGAGGGCAAAGAAUACGAGACCAAUCUUAGACACCUCCGGCCGGGGGAGCUGAGUGCUGAGCUGAAAGAAGCGCUUAACAUGCCACCUGGCGCCCCUCCUCCUUGGUUGAUCAAUCAACAACGAUACGGCCCACCCCCUUCUUAUCCGGCUCUGAAGAUUCCCGGUCUCAAUGCCCCUCCGCCUCCUGGCGCUAUGUGGGGAUAUCAUCCUGGAGGUUAUGGAAAGCCGCCAGUCGAUGAGCACAACAGACCUUUGUACGGUGGCGACAUAUUUGGUGUGCUACAGCCCCAGCAAUCGGUGCAGCAGGGCGAACCCAUUGAAAAGGACCUGUGGGGAGAAUUGCAAGAACCUGAUAUGUCAGAAGACGAAAGCGAGGAAGAGGAAGAAGCGGAAAGUGCAGAUGAUGACGAUGAUGAUGAUGUUGAGGCAGGAGUGCAGACCCCAAGUGGAAUCGAGACCCCCAGUGGUUUGGCUUCUGCUGUUCCAUCUGAGAUGACAGGUCCCGAGAACAUUGCUGGUGAGUUCGACGUACGGAAGCACUAUCGGGGGACUCAGACCGAAGAAUCAGUGGGCCAAAGAAGCGCUUUCCAGGUCAUUCCCGAGAGACAGACGCAAGUGCAGGGGUUUUUCGGUGCUGAUAGGGCCUAUGACCUUGGUGCAUCCUCGAACACUAUGCCUGUGCUCGGCUUUGAAGAGAAUGGCAAGAAGCGCAAAAGGCCUGGAGACGUUGACGUGUCUGUUGAUCCGGAUGCUUUGCACGCGAAUGAUGGCAUUGAUCGAGAAGACAUAAAAAGGUUGUACGAAUCCCAGAAAAAGAUGAGCAAUCCAGGCUGGGAUUUUCAGGAGGAUCUCAGCGACAUGAUCGCGCAUGAGAGCCGAAAAAGGCUCAAAUAGGCAGAUGGAUAAAUAGCAAUACUCCUUCCCACUAAUGAGACAUUUGGACGGUUACCGGUUGUUCGGCCAUUCAUACUACUCUAAUUAUAAUGCUAUUCAUGUG
Messenger RNA from Aspergillus welwitschiae, 1917 nucleotides. Its product is annotated as U2 snRNP complex subunit CUS1. The transcript is spliced from 2 exons. Gene Ontology annotation, biological process: mRNA splicing, via spliceosome. Bases 171 to 1814 code for a protein of 547 amino acids. Gene Ontology annotation, cellular component: U2 snRNP; nucleus; catalytic step 2 spliceosome. Lineage: Eukaryota; Fungi; Ascomycota; Eurotiomycetes; Eurotiales; Aspergillaceae. The record is from RefSeq and is a predicted model, not a curated record.